Molecule: messenger RNA, 678 nt
Organism: Babesia bigemina
Lineage: Eukaryota; Apicomplexa; Aconoidasida; Piroplasmida; Babesiidae
Exons: 1
Coding region: 1-678 (225 amino acids)
Source: RefSeq, a predicted model, not a curated record
AUGCGCGUCUCAAGCGUCGUUGCCGUCGCCCUGUGCUGCGCUGCCUGUGGUUUAUCGCCUGCUGCAGCGUUCUCGACACGCGCCUCAAGUACGGCACUGGAAUCCUUUGCUCCGCUGCAUCACCGCACGCCUGCAGCGAGCGUACAACGCUAUCGGACCUUCGCAAGGGGCCUGGGCGAGGAAGACGGUGUGGACGUGGACACCGACGUGCUCACCGGCCCUCGCAUUGACCGUGAUGGCCGCAUUAUAAACAAGAAGAAGAAGUUGUAUUCUUACGGCGCGCUGGAGCACGUGGACGACUUUUUCGUGGGCAAAUACUAUGUAGAAUGGACCGUUCGUGGCGUGCGUGAGAAGCUGCGCUUCCGUCGCCGCGAAACUGGAUCGCCUCCGCUGCGUACCAGCCGGUUCAGGUUUGCAGGCAUCGGAGGCUUCAUCCUGCGGCUCUGGCUGGACGGUCUGCCGUCCUCCAAGCCGGGCCACAUCGCAUUGUCGUUUUUGCAGCAGGAACACUGGACAACAUUGGACAGUCCCCUAAGCAUUUCGGUGGGCAAGUUCACCAGGGGCCCCUUCUUCUUCAGGUCAACCCCCUAUUUCGCGGCCCUGAAGUCAUUUUGCCCUCUAGAAGAAGCAAUCGACAACAACACCCUUCGCAUUAGAGUCGGGUUGGCAUCUCGUUGA